This is a messenger RNA of Oncorhynchus gorbuscha (pink salmon), 1751 nucleotides long. RefSeq names its product peptidyl-prolyl cis-trans isomerase FKBP3-like. Lineage: Eukaryota; Metazoa; Chordata; Actinopteri; Salmoniformes; Salmonidae. The record is from RefSeq and is a predicted model, not a curated record. The transcript is spliced from 7 exons. The coding region runs from base 93 to 755 and encodes 220 amino acids. Gene Ontology annotation, molecular function: peptidyl-prolyl cis-trans isomerase activity.
UCUCUGACCAAUGCAAGGAAAAACGGUAAAGGCAUCACGCCUCCCCAAUCCUUACAUAGCGGAGGUGAAAGUUCAGCAGUGCGCCUUGUAAAAUGGCGGCUGAAUUGACCAGAGAGUGGAGCGAUGAACAGCUAAAAAGUGAUGAUCUACCCAAAAAAGACAUUAUUAAGUUCAUUCAGGACAAUGCUGCCCAUUCGUUUCUUGCAGAACACAAGCUGAUGGGAAAUAUCAAGAAUGUUGCAAAAACGGCAAAGAAGGAACAACUAAUUAUUGCAUACAACGAUUUGUUUGAGAGCAAGAGAUUUUUAGGUUCAGAACCCAUUGAAGAUGUGACGGAGCAUGUGAAAAAUGUGAAGAUCGACGACAAGCCCAAAGAAGUUGUGGAAGUCGUUGAUGAGGGUCCUCCUAAGUUCUUCAAGUCUGUGCUGAAGAAAGGUGACAAGACUAACUUCCCUAAGAAGGGAGACAAUGUGAGCUGUUGGUACACUGGCUCCCUGGUUGAUGGCACAGUGUUCGACACCAACAUCCCUGCAACUGCCAGAAAGAAGAAACAGAGCAAGCCACUGAGCUUCAAAGUUGGCCUGGGCCGGGUCAUCAAAGGGUGGGAUGAAGGUAUCUUAACGAUGAGCAAAGGCGAGACAGCCAAACUGGAGAUUGAACCAGAAUGGGCCUACGGGAAGAAAGGACUUCCUGAUUCAAAAAUCCCACCAAACGCAAAGCUGAUCUUCGAGGUCGAGCUGGUGGCCGUCGAUUAAUGGCAGAAACCUACCCAGCAUGCCCUUCUCUCCGUGGACGGGGAAAACAUGGUAGUCACUAGAUGGCUAUGCUCGAAAGGACAGAAGUGUUUGUAACAUUGAAGGAGUCUGUGAUACGUCUUAAUUUACAUUUAAUGGGAUGCUUUGGGAUUUUGGCAAUAAGGCCAUUUAUCUACUUCCCCAGACUCAGAUUAACUUUUGGAGACCCUUUUUUUGUUUUUGUCAGUGUCCAGUAUGAAGGAAGUUAAAUAUAGCAGUGGCUCGAGAAACUAACUAGUUUUGGCACAAUGACUGGCAUUCUAUGGGCAUCUACUAGAAUGUGUUUUAACAUUAGUUAGCAUUGGCUCAUGAAACUACAUAACUUUCAUUUAUUUUUUUUAUUUCACCUUUAACUAGGUAGGCUAGUUGAGAACAAGUUCUCAUUUGCAACUGCGACCUGGCCAAGAUAAAGCAAAGCAGUUCGACACAACAGCGUUAGACAUGGCAUAAACAAACAUUCAAUCAAUAAUACAGUAGAAAAAUCUAUAUACAGCAUGUGCAAAUGAGGUAGGAUAAGAGGUAAGGCAAUAAAUAGGCCAUGGUGGCAAAGUAAUUACAAUAUAGCAAUUAAACACUGGAAUGGUAGGAUGACUGGACACUGAGUCAUAAAAGUGGUAUCUACCAGUUCAUCUGAUUCAUUGCCAGAAUCCCAAAGUAACCCUUAAGGUUAGUCUGGUUAUUUUGUCUUUUUCUGCUUAAGUCGAGUCCUUUUAUCAUUGUUUUGGCAUAUUGUCUGAAGCAGGAACAGACCAGGGUUAUUUGUGGUGAGUUGAGAAGGUGCCAUGCUUCUGUCCUUUCCAGCAUGGCAAGAUGGUGAUGACCGGACAAUACUGUACAGAUGGGGCAUCCUGCCUGACAGUUACACACCGCAGAGGAAAGCCUUCCUGUUUAUUCUUGUUCUUUUGCAUGAAUGUCCUUUUUUAAAGAUUAAUAAACCAAUUUUGGAGACUAAAUUGA